AUGUCACGUCGAGCAAAGCAAAUUCUAGCUGCAGAAGCGCGAAAAGCGGCGGAUGGAAAUUCAUUCGUACCUGUACUUUUUCUAUCCGAGCUGGAUGUUAGUAAAUGUAGUCAAGAACAAUUUCUAGAAAUUCUCACUCAUUUCAAUGAACUCUGUGCUAAUCGACCGGUGGAUCAACGAUCAACAUAUGUCGAGCAAGUCUAUCAUCGAUUGCUUCAUCUUUUAUCUCAAAAGGUAACGAUUCCAUUCGAUAGAAUAGUGGCGAUAGUCAAACAAUUAAUUUUAUAUUGUCCCGUAAUGGCGAUUUUAACAUUGGAUGAUUUAAAAAAAUUCGAUGUUCAAAUGGAAAAACGAUCAUUAAUUAUUCAUUUCGACAUGAGUGGAUCGAUGAAUGUAGCAGGCUUUAAUCCACUAGUUCAAACAAUCAUCGGUCUGUGCACAAAGUUACAAAGUCAAGGUAUUCAAGUACAUGUAUCCUUAUUUGGAGAUGAUAACCAAGAGAGAAUACAUGAUGCUAUUGGUGGUCGAUUACUUACAUUGGAUGAAUUCUCAAAAGGAAAAUGUGUACCCAAUGGUGGUGGUACAAAUUUUUGUCCAUCAUUUCGACGAACAAGACAAUUCUCUACUCCUUAUGAUGCAAUUAUCGUUUCUGAUGGUGCCUUUACUGGUAGUAUUUCUCAAUUGACUUUUCAAGAACAAUGCCAUACUGUUUUUUUUGUUGCACCACCAUGGUCUCCAUUAGGUGUUGAAGAGAAACACGCAAAAGCAAUAGCAUCAAGUGUUCAUCCUAAUGUGCCUUAUAUUGGUAUUGCUUCCGAGAAAUAUCCACAACUUGAUACUAUUAUCGAAGGUGAAAUUCAAUUGCAAGUUUUUAUCAAAAGACUUCUUGGUCUUUUUCGAUAUCUCGAAGAAACAGCUAAACUCAAUUUUGAACGAUGCAUUCGAGGUGAUGAAUUUCGAAAUCUUAUGUCAUUAGUAACACCAUUGAUUAAGACAUCACAAGCUCAUUUAGAAACAAGUAAUGCUUGUCAACAAUUGUAUGGCUAUUUAACUAAAAUAUUGAAGAAUUUUGCACUUGAACAACAAAAAUUAAUCAAAAGUUUAACUAAUGAUCACAAAGCACAAGCAGAAUUUACAAAAUUUUGGGAUGAUGCAAUGAGUUUCAGUGAACGAGCAUUGAUUAUUGAAGAAAAUGAACGAAAAUAUGGACAACCAAUCGGUUAUUUAAAUGUACAUGUCGCUAAUUUGACUUGUACAAGUGAACUACUAUCUGAAGCUUUACAACAAUUAAAAACUUUAUACUCACCAGAAGAUCCUGACCAUGGUAUUUUAUCGACAUGUAAAAUUGAUGAUCGAACAGCAUCAAUUCCAGAAGAUUUACAGAUUCUCAUUUGGCGAAAACCAGAUGCUACGGUUGAUCUUCUAUCAAUUCUACGUCAAUUACCACUUUGUCUUCAACAAUAUCAAUAUUCACAACAAAUUCAAAGAGAUAGCAUCUGGACAUUACAACCAUUAGCAGCUAUUCGUUUAGCUUGGAUCAUGGAUGCAUCGGAUCGAACAUUUCCUGAUUUUAUCAUGCAAGCAUUACCAAGUUUACUUGUACCUAAUAAAUAUCUAACUGAUAUCGAUGAAGAUGAAAAUCGAUCAGUAUUUUGGAUGAAAAUUAUACGUAAAGUUGCACUGAAAAUAGGUCUUACAUCUGAAACUUUACAAUCAAUUCAUCAAAUUCUUACUAUUCAUGUGUUAAAAGGUUUCUUACUUCGAUUGACUAAUCACUUGAUUACUUAUGAGAAACAAAUUUAUGAAAAUGUUUUGCCAUUCAUUGAUACAGAUGAACCAAUGGCUUGGUGUGUCUUUAUGAAUAAAGAUUUCGAUCUAGUGAAUGCUCAUACUGGUCAAAUCAUUGAACGAUCAACAUUGAUUACAGAUCCACAUGAAGUUGAAGGAUGGUAUAGAAUAAAUCUUCAAAAGUGUGGUUCUGUGGUUCGACCACGAUAUUUGUCUCUGCAAGACUAUCCUAACUUUCCUGAUGGUGCCAUUGAACUUUAUAACACUUGUACUCGAAAAGAUAUUAAUAUUCUACGUGAUCAAUUGAGAGAACUUGGUAAUGAUUCUUAUUCAUCAGAUCAAAUCAAUGCACAUGUCUAUACAAUUCGUGAUCGACUCAAAACGAUUCCAUGCGUACUUUGGGGAUCGACAGAUUUAAUAACUCAGACAACAACUACUGUCAAACUUGCAUGCCAAGGUGCCAUAUUACCAACAGAAAAAGUAACAGUCAACAUCACUAGAUCAAUCAUCAUUGAUUACUUAGUAUCACAUUGUAAUGAUCGAUUUGUUGCUGGAGCAUUACGUGGAUUUGGUGACUAUGCACGAAUUGCUAGUCAACAAACAUCAGCCGGUAUCACUGAGCUUGAUUACGCUAUUGAAUGUGGACAAAAGGCCACAACAGAAACAACCGCUAUGCAAACUGCAUUAUUCAUUCAUUUCGAUAAACCUGGCAUUCGAGAGUAUUUGGAACAACAGCACAAGAAAUUAGCAGGACAACUACGAUCAGUGAUGAAUCCACCGCAAUUUCAGAGUGUCUCUGCAUUGCUCAAAAAAGCACAACAAACAACAGUCAAUGAUGAAAUUUUAGGUAUAACUGAUCUAGAAUCAUUACCAACACAAACAACUACUGCUACUGAUAAAUCUGCUGACAAAUCAUCGCGACCCGUUCUCAAUAAAGAUUUGUUCACUUGUCCAAUUACACUCGAUAUUAUGGAUAAUCCUGCAACAACAGCACCUUGUGGACACAUGUUUGAAAUACAAGCUAUCAAUGAUUAUUUAAGAACAAGUAAUGUCUGUCCUAUCUGUCGAACUGCAGUAACUGGUGUUACCCAAAAUUACGCAUUCAAAAAUGUUAUUGAAGCGUGGUUAGCUCAACAAACAGAAUAA
Rotaria sp. Silwood1 is the source of this 2934-nucleotide messenger RNA. Lineage: Eukaryota; Metazoa; Rotifera; Eurotatoria; Philodinida; Philodinidae. The record is from the annotation of a GenBank genome assembly.